Messenger RNA from Larimichthys crocea (large yellow croaker), 8865 nucleotides. RefSeq names its product A kinase (PRKA) anchor protein 11 (gene akap11). Lineage: Eukaryota; Metazoa; Chordata; Actinopteri; Sciaenidae. The record is from RefSeq and is a predicted model, not a curated record. Gene Ontology annotation, cellular component: cytoplasm. The transcript is spliced from 13 exons. Gene Ontology annotation, biological process: intracellular protein localization. Gene Ontology annotation, molecular function: protein kinase A binding. The coding region runs from base 597 to 6233 and encodes 1878 amino acids.
UUUUAGCGUAGGUCGAGUUAUUUUACCUGCUAACAAAGGUUCCAAACACUGAGAGGAGUUUGAGACACUGUCCUAUCUCCACUAGUGAUCAACAUGCAUGUUGCCAUUUUCUGGUCAGUAAGUCGGAUGUAAAUACAAAAAAAACAAAACACAAUAGCAACUACGGACCCGGUGAUUCUACAUUUACGUAUACACCUGCAGUAAUCGGGGCAGCAGUGGGCAAACCAGGGUGGGCGAAUUGUUGCCUCACUUCACUAACGUUAACGUGAGCACGAAGAGUUCACAACAAACGAAUCGUUCACGGGUCGCGCAUUAAACAGCGGCUGCUGGAGUCCGACACUGAGCUGAGCCCACCAAAGCACCCAGAAGAAGCUAGGAGGUCCUGGAUCACCAGAGGAAGCCAGUGACAUGCACUCUACCCCUCUGGUUCUCAGGAUGGAGGAUGGGCUGAUGAAUAGGACCGCCUGCCUGGGUCUAGACUCAACUAGCUGCUUUGGACCAUACCUCAAAGGAGAGGCUUGGAUUUCUUGGGAAACUUUUCCUCCUUGUACACUGUGAGCGGUCUGUCAGCCAGCCACGCGCUGCUCUCUGUUGCUAUGGAUGCCUGUGCCCGUAUUAGAGGAGUUCCAUUAAGGCCCAGGGCCUCCGUCCGGAAAGAGACUGUGCGUGACAGCGGUGGGCAGUGUGUAAAGAGCCUCUUUAGGAAUAAAAAGGAACUAUGCAGUGUUGGCUUAGAGCUGCCGACCAGAGACGCCACAAGACUGACAGAGAUUCAUUUUGUGUGUCUGCCUGGUCAGUGUGAAGGGGAAGAUGUCACCCAACAGGCUCUGUCAUCUCUGCCAGCAGGGCUGUGUGAGCUUCUCAGGUCCCUCCAUGUUCAUGGCCUCAAGAAUGACGAGGUUCUGCUGCUCAAAGACUCCCGCAGACUGGCAGAGCAUAAGGACGCUGGGCCACAGUGUUGGUUAAAGGCUGUGUGUGUGCUGAGGCAUAAUCCCAGCACUAGUGUCUACCCUCAGGCCAGUGUUGGAUCUUUGUUGGGUCUGCUUGGGUGCUACAUGGCAGGUGUUCGCUAUGCGUUGGAGCUUCAGGCCCUUCAGAGGGGCACUUCAGCUGAGCCCAGCCAGCCAGAGGAAGAUGACACCAACCAAUCAGUCUCAUCAAUUGAGGAUGACUUUGUCACAGCCCUGGAGCAUCUGGAAGAGGACGACACAGCUGCUUCCUAUCACCAUUUUAAAAAGCGUGAUGUGGCGUCACAAACUGUCCCAGCACACAAGAGAAGAAAGGAAUUAUCAGGCUCCCAUGUUAUCAUCAGCUCGUCCUCAAAGUAUUUAGCCAAACAUAGGUCAGGUCCAGAUGUAUCUGUCACAGUGCAGAGGUCAUCAGGUGUGGAAUCCCAGUGGACUUACUGCAGUCCUGGAGCUCGUCUCCCAUCGCCUUUGAUUCAUGUCAGCGAAUCAGAAGAGUCGGACUGCUCCAGCCCCAGUCCAAUCAUUUUCUUGGAUGAGGUGGGCUACCAGAAGAGUCUGCUGGCCAAACUUGACAUCCCCCAGGUGCCCGGGGGGCCCAGAGAGCGAGUUGAAGACUCAGACUCUGAAGUCAGUGAGUUCUUUGACAGUUUUGACCAGUUUGAUGACCUGGAGGAGCUGAGCUCAGAGAGCUGCACUCUCGCACUGCCUCUGGAUGCCAUCAGUGCCCCAAGCACACAGAAAAGGUCAGCUGAGUCUAGCACCAGUGGGUCAACAUCCAAAUAUGUUUCUAGGGGCUGUUCAACCAAAGGUAUGAAUCCUCACCGCUUUGAUCAGCCCACUCUCCCAGCUAAUGUGAAAAAACCCACUCCUCUGAAACCAGGCUCUCCCUACUCGCUUCACUCUGAGGUGCCUGACUCUCCGCGACCAGUGCAGACCCCCUCUGAGGAGAAUGGUGGCCCACUUUUCAGUCCUGUCAGCUCAUCAGCCUUCAGCCCUCUGGUGGACUCUUGUGGAACACUGGAGUACUUCUGGAAGACAGAGGAGGAUGGACAGGACUGCUCAGAGCUACGUAAGCCCCAGGAUCUCUGCUCUCUGUAUAAAACCUACUCAGACUUUGCCAGCAGUCUGUCGAAAGAAAUUGUGGGAUCUGUGUGUGGCUACCAGUCUGCCAUUGACAUCAGUGACAACAAGAAUCUCAGCUGUGUCUGCCACAAGGAAUUCAAGAACCCUUCGGGCUACCUGAUGAAGCUCUCAGAAAUUCAAGAAACUGUAACAGUGGCCAAGCUGCAGAAGAAGUCACAGUCUCUGAAGGAUGGCAUUCAGAGGUUUGCCACUGACCUGGUGGAAAUGAGUUUGGGUAGCGCUCUGCGAGACCUCCAAAAAGGUGUAUCCUCCUGUACCACCACCCUGUGUCACCUAGCUGCCAGGCUUACCUCCUCAGUGUUUCAGAUGGCCUUCCAUGAGAUCGGCAUGCGCCAUGCGUAUGUGUUGAAGGAACGGGCAAUCAAUGGAUUAGCUGGCUUCCUUGUUGGAGAGGCUGUAUCUGGGGCACUCAAAGAGUUCCUGACUGUGAAAAAGCAGAUUUUCCAUAGUACAGUGACACGUUUUGCUGCCGAUCUGGCUGAAGAGCUGGUUUUUGAAGGAAUUAUGGAAGUGUGUCAGUUCUCCCACCCCUCAACUCCUCUCACCCCUAGUGAUUGGUCCUUUGGCAACAGGCAGGAGGAAGAUGAAGAGGAGGAGGUGGUUUCCUCCUAUGCUUCAGACUUGUCUGAGUCUGUUAUCCAGGAGGCCUUUAUAGAACUCUCUCAGGCUGAUGUUGCCUUUACUAGCCAAGCAGCUAUUAGCGUGUCUCUGGACAACAUCUGUUAUGUCAGUGCAGAGAACACUAGCACUCACACCUGCAGUACCUUUGCUAACCAGCAGGUUUUAAGUGCCAGCUCUGCUGCAGCACUCCCGGGGCCCUCCGGUGAGGAUGCCACCUGCACAGUGAAGAAAGCCCUGUUCACUGUGUCAGGCAUGGCCAGCUGUAUUCCUGUGCCCCAGGCAGGCCAAGCCCUCUCUCACCUCCAGGAGUCUGAGGAGACCUGUCAGUGUAAGUCAAGCACAUCGGAUACUCCACAGGCCAGCCCUGAAAGAGUAACUGUGUCUUCCUCCGACACUACCACAUCUACACAAACUCACCCCUACAGUCAUGCAUCUCAGACCCCCACACCCGGAGAAGACUCCUCCCAAGGAAAGUCCCCAUUCCAAAACUUCUCUGGCAACAUGAUGGAUAUGAUAGUAACUGAGGCGUGUGAGCUGAUAACUGCUUCUAAGGUGAAGAAGAGUUUUGGUGACUGUGCUGAUUUCCUCACAAAGACAAUCGGAGGCCGAAGGGACUCUUCUAAGCAGGACACUGAUAAUUCUGAGGCUCCAGACAUGAGUUUCAGAUAUCUAAGGAAAGGCAGUCCUGUUGAGCAAAUAACAGAUCUUAGCAUUCCUCACAUUUCCUUUCAGACAGGCUCUCAAAGCCAGGGGAGAGCCAGCUGUGAGUUAGACCCCAGGACCAAAGGUGUGUCUGAGGCCUAUCCUGUGAUGAUGGAUACUCUUGAUGUGCCGGGUGCAGAGAUGGGUGGACAAAGAAGGACAUCUGUUCCUGGGGAUGACUCAGGUCCGAGCUCUGGCCAAAAAUCUGUUGGGACUCCUGGUACUCCUCCUUCUACCCCUCAGCAGCCUAGUGAGGUGUCCAAGGAGAAACAGAUAAAACAGUUCUCCAAGAAGCUGAAAAGCAAGCUGGCCAAGGAAUUUUCCCCUGCCACCCCCCCACCUACCCCUCACUAUCAGCCUGAGCCUGGCCCAGGGCCAAAAGACAUCACCCCUGAGACAGACAAGGCUGAAUUUAUGCUCAAACUGAUGAGGUCUCUCUCUGAGGAGGCAGAUGGCAAUGAGGAUGAAGAGGAAGAACUGGCAGAAGAGGGUGGUGUCAGUGGCGCUAAUAGAUGUUUAGGAUCAGGGGGUGGCCGACAUGAACAGAACCAGAUGUCUGCUCGCAGAAUGUCCAACAAGGAAGCUCUCCACUAUGCCGAGCAGUUGGCUUGUCACAUUGUUUCCAUGGCAACAGAGAUGGACACUUUAGGAGUGGCAGAGGAGGAGGGAGACAUGAACAAUGGCAGUGAGAUGAGGAGAGACAGUGUGGCUCAGUUCUCAGAGCAGACCCUGAACACAUUGUGGGUGUAUGCUGGGGAGGUAGCAGGCGAGGUCAUCAAUGAUGUGAAGAGGAUGGUGAGCUCUGCACAGCAGUGUCCACAUCACAGAGCUCUGAGAAGAAGAAGCUUUGACAGAUCCAGCUCUGAAUGUUUGCAUUACCACAACCAACACCAGCCUCAGCUGAGUACAGACCAUAACAGAGACUGGAGGGUAGGGAGGCUAUCUGAGCAAUGGUCUAAUGACCUGAUAGCCUCUGUCUUCAGGUCUCCAACCUCUACUUCAAGCACCAUCUCUAGCUCCAGCUCUGGUCUGUCCUCAGAGUAUCCCAGCUGUGAGAGUGUGACAGAUGAAUAUGCUGGCUACCUCAUCAGGGUACUGAAAAAGGAGGGAGGCAGUAGGGAGUUGGUCCUAGACCAGUAUGCAAGCCGUUUGGCCUACCGCUCCAUAAAACUAGGCUUGGCUCACGCCAGUCGCAAGAUCAAGCAGAGAUCCUCUAGCACCCGCCUUCAUUCCUCCAAGUCGCUGCCAGAUGAAUGGAAAGCUUCUGGUAGUGAGGCCUCAUCACCCAAGGACCAAGUAGAGCCAGGAGAGGAUGCUCAGUGUUGCUGUCGAGAGUCUGAAGAGCAGAGUCAGAGGGAGUACAUGGAUCUGUUAACCUUUGCAGAGUCUUUAGCUUACAACAUCACCUGUGAUGUCACACGCAAGCUGCAUCUUUCCUCUGUACGGCUGCCCAAGUCUCUCACUGACUCGUGUCUUUAUAAGAAAUCCAAAUUUGAAGACAUGACAGAGAAUCUCAUCAGGAACUCCUUCUCCUGCCCCCUGUUGUCAAAGGAGGGUAAGAGCAAGCAUUACCACAGUACAGGAAGCCUGUAUGAUGGAGGCUACAGGAGUAGGGUGAUGCAGGUCAUCGAGCAUUACGCCAGGAAGAUAGUUGAUGACACUCUGAAGAUGAGCCUCGCUUCAGUUGGACAUUCAUCACGGGAGCACCAGAGGACCCAAGGCCAUGACAGACACUCUCAUACAGAGAGGUUGUCUGAGGCACCAUCACUGGGCCAGGCGCUGGGAGAGAGAGCGUGUCGUUACUGUCCGAUACAAGAAUGCCCGUACUGCACCAAACUUAGCCGGCACCACCACCAGCCUGUAUUACAGAGGAGGAAAAGGGGGCCAGAAUGUCAGGUGAGGCCCGAGCGGCUCUCUAGCCUGGAGAUUCCCAAGAUUCACAUUGACCUGGACCACAGGGUUGUGUUUGCAGAGGAGAUGGUCUCCAUGGCAAUGGAGACAGCUAAACGUGAGCUGAGCAACACCAGCCUUAAUGCAGACAGCGGCAUCGGCCAUGAUGGAACCAGCUAUGCCGAGAGCCUAACGGCUGAGAUCAUGACGUCAGCCCUGUCCAACAUCUGCCAGGCUGCCAGCAUCAGUUUUCCAGGUAGGGAAGCCACUGAGUCUUCAGUGUCCCAGCAGCUGAGUGUGGGAGACGACAGUCUGGGCAGUUGGUCUAACUUGAGCUUUGAGGAUGAGCACCCAGACGACAACAGCAGCUUCCUCCACCUCAGCGACAGCAGCAAUGGGAACAGCAGUAGCUGGAGCAGUCUGGGCCUGGAGGGGGAGCAGUGUGAGGAGCGCAUGUCAUUCUCUCCCUCUGACAGUGACAAUACAGAGGACAAGGAGACUGAGGUCAGAGAGGAAUCCAGUGGGACUCUGUGUGUAGACAGGACUCAGGUGCAGUCUUCCAGGACCGCUCUGGUCAUAAUGAACUCUGAUGUCAGGGAGCUCGGGUGUGGCACUCAGCACGUGACCCUCGACCCUCAGCUCAGGAGCAUGCUCCAGUGGGUGGCAGCCUCCAUGGCCGACAUCCCUCAGAUCCAACUGAGUCCUGACAGAGAGCUACAGCAGCUCCCAGCAGUGGUCCAAAGACUUCGGGACAGGAAGUGGAGGGUGGGAGAGCUGCUGCACAUGCUGCUACGCUACUGUGAAGAGAGUCAGAUACACAGUCAGUCCCAGACCAGAGAGGAGGCACUCCAGACGGGCAGAGAACUUCACCGCAUCCCCCUCUUCCAGUGGCUCCUGGAGCAUGCCUAAAGCCUCUCCUCUUUCUUUUUUUUUUUCUUCUUCUCGUCUCCUUAGUUCCAAACAGGGCUUUGCAAAGUGCACAGCUCCUAGAUGCCAUACCAAUCAGCUGAUCUAACUCACUGAUGAAUGUGUUUUGCAUUGCAUGCUGUGACCAAGAGUACUCCUGUGUGUAUUUUAUUUGUCUUUCCACCUUCUGUUUUGUUGUUGCCAUUCAUUAUCUGUCAGGCUGCACGUCGUGUUGAUUUAGUGAGCUGUCUCUGCCCACCUACACUUCGGAAUUUGAAGUCUUCACACGUUGCUGCGUUUUUCUUGUUGAGCGACAGACAGAGAAGGAGAGGAGAGAGACAGAGAGACCCAACCCAUCCAGACAGAGACAGAAGGAGAGCAGUGAGUUGAGAGAAAGAGAAUGUGUUUUUUGUUAGGGAAUCCCCAUAGCUGCUGGGCGGAUGAUGUCAUCACACCCACAGCUCACCUCUGCGGUGGUGUUUCCACAUGUUAAGAGACCAAUUGUGCGCACACAUACACACCACACCCUCAUAUUAUCAGAGGGAAACCAAGAUACACUCACAUCCGACAGGAUUAUUCCCCCGUAGUAUUCCAUAAUUGUAUUCAUGCACUCUGAAUCAUUUACAUGUUAUUUCAGUGAAGGAGCUAAAUGACUCCUUACAUUUAACGAAUGCGUUGCCAUACAUACAGAUCGCCAUUGCUCUGUUUAGGUUGUAAAACCUUUAACUUUAGUAAAUGAUCAUUUUGCAUUGAUGAUCACAGGGGCCGUUGGUUUGGCAGUAGAAUCAUUAAUGUGUUUGAUAAAAUUUGCCUCUUGACAGUAUUAGUGUCCCUGUUUUAUAUACUACUGUAACUCUGCUUGCCUCGCCUCAAUCUCCUUGUUGUCAAACUUAGUAAAAUACUUGGAGUGGAUGAUGUUUACUGGGCGAUCGGUGUUAAAAAAAGCAAAGUAUAUAUUUUUGAAGGUAGAGUAUGUUUAACCAAUCAUGAAAUGCUGCUCAAAGCUAUGAAAGAAGCCACGAUGUUGGCUUAAUUUUGCCAAAUCUAGCUUGACUCUCCCCCCCUCCAGUCACUACAGUCACUACUGAUCACACUGUUACUACAGUGUGAUCCCCUGGUCGUGUGUGUCAGUGGCCCAUGCCAAGUUCGGGGAAGAUCCAGUGACGCAGAUAGUGGAUCUUUGAGUAAUUAAAGACACCCCACCGGUCUGCACCUCCAAAACCACAAACUAACAGCAGUGUACAUUGCUCAACCGUGGACUCACAUCUUUGUCACCCACGCUCCACAGUCACCUUGUGGAAUGAAGAAUUCUGAAUACCACAACUUCCACAGAGCACUAACUCCUUGAACACACACCCUUGUUACUCACCAGCCCUUUGUGCGUGUGUACGUCCACACGCACAGCACUACCAGCUAUUUGCUGAGAUGCACUUUUUUUUUUUUCUUUUGAUUUGGUCGAGGAGAGACUGGGCAUUUCCUGCCCUGACAGUCAUCGGAUCUGUCCCAGCCUCAUAUUCCUGUGAAUUUACUCCUAGCAUGGACCCCUCCUCCCUCCCUUUCACCCCAGCGAAAACAUUUGGGAUACAUUUUAUUUCUAUUUUGUUUUGUUUUGUUUUGUUUUGUUUUGUUUUGAAGUAAGCGACCUAAGGAUGACAAUGCUGCAAGGUCCACAAAUUUCUAUCAGGACUUCCUUCCAGAGUUCUAAACACUGUAAUAUACCACAGCCUCACAUCUAUUAUAAACUAAGUGUUGGUGGUGUUCACCUGCAUGGCUUAAUCUUCAUUGACUUUUGAAGCUCAACAUUAUUCUUCUUCUUCUUGGCCUACACUAAUUGAGCUGCAGUGAUUUGUCCGCCUCCACGCUGCCUCACAGUAUGCUAUAGGUCUCUGCAGAUGCCUCGUCUGUUACUGCGUAAUCUCUAUCCUGCCAAAUCGUCAUAUAAUCUUAGAGGUGUUUUGUCCUGUAUGAUUUGUUUACAUGCAAAAAUGAAUAUAUCACAAGAUCCGCUAUUUUUCAAAAGAAAACCAGAGUUCUGACUACGCUUUCAAAUAUUAGAAAAAAACAACAGAGUGAAGUAUUAACAGUGAGAGAUGCAUCAUCUUAGUUUACAUUAAAGGAAUGUAUUAAGAAUUAUGGAUUCGACACAUGAAGAGAAGAGAGUGCAUCAGUGUACAGAUUCUCCCUCAGUGUGAAUGUUCAGUUGUAAAUAGAACCCCCCCCCCACUUCUAUUUUCUUUAUCUGCUUUACAUUCCUGUGCAUCCCAAAUGACCUAUAGUGCUAUAUUGUUGUGUUUGUGAAAGCUGAAUGUGUACCUACAAAGACUCCAUUUAGAAGCAGAUACGGUAAAUCUGUUUUGCUACUGUUCCCCAGUGUUACUUUCUGCCUCCCUCUGAACACAAGCAGGGGGGAGAGAGCUGUACCUCCCCUCCACUAACUUCUGUUUUUCUCCUGCUACCUUGUAAAAAAUAAAGAUAUUUAAUAAAUUAUGUAAGUUAUAUAACAGUGAGUUCACCACUUGUUCUCCCUAGUGGCAUUGCUAAAUAGUUUACACAUUCUAAGCUUGAAGUCAAAAACUCUAAGAAUUUGUUUAUGUUAAAGCUCGGUGUGACAAUAAAGCUUUUUCAUGUGCUCUUA